AUGCAGCUGCGCUGGAGCGGCCACCUGGUGCGCAUGGACGACGAGCGACUUCCCAAACGACUCUUCUACGGAGACAUCGCGACGGGUUCUCGUCGUCAAGGAGGCCAAAUUCGCCGUUCCAAGGAUACCUUGAAGUUCUCCCUGAAGCGCCUGCAAAUCAACCCUACCAACUGGGAAGAGCUCGCCCGCCAUCGUCCGACAUGGAGGAGAACAGUGAAGACGGGCGCUGCGAUCUACGAAGCCAACCGCAUCGCUGCCGCCAAAGCGAAACGCGAAGCCCGCAAAUCACAACUUCGCCCAGUACGCAACGCCGCUGCACCACUGCUUCCAACGUGUCCUCGAUGUCAACGGACAUUCCGUGCUCGAAUCGGACUUGUUGGACAUCUUCGGAUUAACUGCGCCUCUCGAACGGCACCAACCAUCGUCCCCCCGCCCGCCUCUUCCUCGUCCUCUCUGCCGCCAACUAACUCUGACAAUUCUUCUGAACCACCACUUCCAUCCUCCUCCUCGUCGUCCUCCUCCUCCUCCCUCUCCAGUGCCCCAGCGGCGGCCGUUCAGACUGCCGUCUCACACAUCACCAACCCCAACACAACAACCACCACCACCCGCACCUCUCCCGAUCCCAGUGAUGAAGAUCAGGACUACACAUGCCCUCACUGCGACCGCACCUUCACCUCUCGCAUCGGCCUGGUCGGUCACUUGCGAAUCCAUCGCACAGCGACUGGCGAACCAGUGCCUGGAGCACCAACCUACUCCCAGCGCACUCGCCUCCACUGCCCACACUGCCCUCGCACCUUCAGGCAUCGCAUGGGCCUAUUCGGCCACAUGCGCAUCCACGAGAGCGGAAUUGACCGCAACUCCGACACACUCACGACACCCAGCACAUCCACCAGGCCCAGUCCCACCCUCGCUCCAUUGCCCUGCGCGCCCAUCGCCACCAGCACCACUGCUUCCUCUACAGCUGACACCGACACCGCCGACCUCUCAUGCCCACAUUGUCCACGCACCUUCACCUCACGCAUCGGCCUGAUCGGUCACUUGCAAAUCCAUCGCACAGAGACUGGCGAACCAGUGCCUGGAGCACCAACCUACACCCACCGCACUCGCCUCCACUGCCCACACUGCCCUCGCACCUUCACGCAUCGCAUGGGUCUAUUCGGCCACAUGCGCAUCCACGACGACCUGCGGUAG
Spirometra erinaceieuropaei is the source of this 1191-nucleotide messenger RNA. The record is from the annotation of a GenBank genome assembly. Lineage: Eukaryota; Metazoa; Platyhelminthes; Cestoda; Diphyllobothriidea; Diphyllobothriidae.